Messenger RNA from Oppiella nova, 483 nucleotides. Lineage: Eukaryota; Metazoa; Arthropoda; Arachnida; Sarcoptiformes; Oppiidae. The record is from the annotation of a GenBank genome assembly.
AUGGACUCCAACGAAGAGGUAGCCUCCGAUCAUAUCGACCACUUGGAUGAUAAGGUACUGUUCCCCAGGCUAACGCUACGGCUAAUCCUAAUCUCAAUCGCUAUAUUGGGCAUUAUAUUUGCGAUUAUUGGCUUAUUCGGGUCAUAUUACCAAAACUACGCGACCACCUUGCUACUAUCCGUACUGAACACGUUCAACAGCUUCUACUGUUUCGGUGCGUCCACUCACUACCAAACAGUGUUCAUACUAUGGGUGUUCACUAUAAUCAAUAUUGUGGUCACAUUUUCGGGCUACCUGUACACCAUACUACUGUGCCUACAGAUAGGCACUCACCCCAUAAAUAUAGAGCAUAUGGGUCGGACACUGUCUAUGGACAGCACCGGUAGGUUGGAUGAGCCGUUUCGAGAGAAGUCUGUUAGUAAUCCUCCCCCUUAUGAAGAUCCCCCACAUUAUAGUCAAUUGAAUAUUAAUAAGUUUUGCCGA